AUGGCACGAUUGCUCAAACACAACAUAUGUGGACUUCUAGAUGCGUCGUUGCCGCACUCUGGAACACCUGAUUUUGGUCUCAAACGUGGUCGUAUUCCCCUGGCACUUCGGUACGCCUGCCGACACUGGUUGUACCAUCUUCAACAGCUCCCGCCGGACGAUGAGAUACAAGGACUUUUCCUAGAUUUCCUCCAGUCACGACUGACAUUCGCAAUCGAAGCAUACGCGAUCUUUGGCGAACUAGCCACUGGCCUACAAAUAUUUAGGACAGCCAGGAAACUAGUACUGGGUUGGCCAACACGUCUGGUUGCCCGUGUAGCCAUUGAUCUCCUCUACGAUGCUUGGAGACUGACACUAGACUUCUUCGACCCAAUCAGCACUUCUGCGCUACACGUCUACGAGUCGGCGCUACCGUGCAGCCCAGCAAAAUCCGCGCUGCGCCUCACUUACCAGCAUUUAUUGAUCGAAACGUCCUCUCUUAGGAUUAAGGAAGGUUUGGACGAGCAAUGGGGCCUGUUCACGCGAGUUAUAGACAUGAAGACGAAUGAUUUCAAGCUGGCGCUAUCCCCCGAUGGUUCACAGGUCGCUGCUAUCUCUCAGAAUGUGAUAUGUGUAUGGGCGACUGCGACAGGACUUCUCAGAGCGUUGCAUCACAAUAUCAAUCCGAGUAGUCGAUGGUCCACCAAAUUUCUCUACAACGCGGAAUCAGAAGCUCUGCGCGGACCUUUGGCAUUCUCCCACAGCGGAAGCAAGAUUGCCUGUCUAUGGACCAGAAGAACCAUUCAACACUUCCAUCCCAUCAUCCGAAUCUACGACGUCAAAACAUGCCAACAGCUAUCACAUAUUUAUCUCCCCUCCAUCAAUAUUGAUCAGUCAAUCCUGGAUUUGACGGCUUCAUUUUCUCACUCAGACGAUCGUCUCAUGACACAUGUCCUUGGAUGUACCCUGCUUUUUGACACCAGCACCGGAAACUUGAUUGGAAGAACAGGCUGCUGCGACGAAAACCUGUCUGCUUCGUGGUGCUUCUUUGAUCCCUCGGACGAUUCGGUAAUCCAUGUUUCCUGGCGAGAACACGGCCCACUGGUCUCUCGACUAUUUUUCACUGAAGCGGAUGGGACAGAGGCACUAGUCGUCCCAAGGACAUCCUCCAUACCAACCACACGGCGCCUUGAAUCUCAUGGAGAACACUACCAGCUGCUUCGAGCAGGCCCUCUUGUAGCACGCGAAUCUCCUGUGCAAUAUACGUUCCAUGGACGAGCAGACGUCAAGCCAGAAGGAUUUCCUGGACUGGAAAAGCUCACACUUGUGGACGCCCACCCGAAUGCCAUCGUUCAGUUUGACGUUCUCGCGGGAAUAAAACUCGGCGAUCGAAUCCUCGGAAUCUGCGGCAAGGACAGGACGACCAGUGGCUGGAUGACUACAAACGAGGAAUGCUUCGGGGCUAUCAAGAGAAACGAACAAAUCUGGAUCAUUGAUCUCGCCCAAGCCUCCCUACAGUCAUUUCCGCAUACCUCAUCGCCUGCCAAUAUCAAGACAUAUCUUGAUGAAGCGUACAUCUUAGUCUGCGUCUCAAAGGACACUGGGUAUCGGGCCUAUCAAUCAAAGACAACGACCAAUUACCUUGUAUACGAUGCGGCAUCCUCACCAGAGAGAUUGCUCUGCGAGAUUUUCUUGAGAAAGGCACAGAGCGCGAUAGGCCAACCUAGAGUUUUCUUUUCGCCAAGAUCUAAGCACUUCUUGAUUGCAGACUCCUUCGAAAGCCCCAGCGUACAGCUCUGGAACCCCCAAUAUGGACGACACAUUGCUUCGGCCUUCACGCCGUCCUGGAGCGUCCUAGAGGUUGUCUUUUCCGAGGACGAGGACGUCUUCGCCCUUCAAGUUGUAUUGAAUGGUCAAAAGAGGAUUGCCAUGUACGCUCUGGCAGGUAACGCACUCGAGCUGGUCGAGACGCCAUUCCUUCCUGAUGCAGAUGUCGACUAUCCUGCGUUCUGCGUAGUCGCAUCCGUAACUCGGGAGAUUUUGACAAAAGCAGCGAUCCAAGUGUAUAUCCCGACGUCCUCUCCUGGACAGACAUCUCCCUCGACAAAGACGGCUGGCUUAGGAAGGGGACACGGAGAAUUUGCUGGCUUCCUUCGCGUUAUAGACCUGCUUCCCUUGAUUACCGAAGCCUCCAGUUGGACGUUCGUGACAACCAAGUCACGAUACUACAUCUUCACGGCGAAAAGCGUAUAA
Molecule: messenger RNA, 2232 nt
Organism: Coniophora puteana RWD-64-598 SS2
Lineage: Eukaryota; Fungi; Basidiomycota; Agaricomycetes; Boletales; Coniophoraceae
Exons: 4
Coding region: 1-2232 (743 amino acids)
Molecular function (GO): protein binding
Source: RefSeq, a predicted model, not a curated record